Messenger RNA from Micropterus salmoides (largemouth bass), 3851 nucleotides. Its product is annotated as serine/threonine-protein phosphatase 2A 55 kDa regulatory subunit B beta isoform-like. NCBI's taxonomy places the organism in Eukaryota, Metazoa, Chordata, Actinopteri, Centrarchiformes, Centrarchidae. Gene Ontology annotation, biological process: peptidyl-serine dephosphorylation. Gene Ontology annotation, molecular function: protein binding; protein phosphatase regulator activity. The coding region runs from base 759 to 2117 and encodes 452 amino acids. Gene Ontology annotation, cellular component: cytosol; protein phosphatase type 2A complex. The transcript has 12 exons. The record is from RefSeq and is a predicted model, not a curated record.
UGAAUGUCACAGUGGUUAUGGGAGACAGACUGGAGAUUGCAAUCACACAGACCCAGGGUCAGGCAUGGCAAGGACAAGCUGAACUGUAGGUUACCUGCUAGCAUCAAAUGCAGACAGCCACUAGUAGCAAGCUAAAGCAUAUAUUUGUCAUCUCAUGCGUUGGUGGAGGACGAGCCAGAGGCAAAAGAGCGCAGACUGCAGCAGAACACAGGGUCAGUAGAGUUUUCCUCCUCAUACUGAAACAGCUGAGAAAGCAGAGACAGUUUCCCGCUGAGGAGGAGAGAGAUGUUAUUCAUGGAGGAUCUACUGAGGAGUACCUGACCCACAAGCUGCCAAGUGUGUAGGUUUGCAUCAAGCUCUGAGAAGCAGUUGUGUGGACUCCUACACGCACCCAUCCCUCCUUCGGGACCGGCCCACCCCCUCCCUACCUGCCCCUCAUCUUCAUUUAAAGAUAUGAUGCCCGGCUCUGCGGCCCUGUGCUGAGGAGGCGUCGGCGGGCAGCAGUAUGGGCGCUGUGCUGGCCGGCAUCCCCACCACCACCCCCACCACCACCGAUCUGCCACCACCCCGCUGCCCCGCCGAGACGGGCGCUCCCCCCAGCCCCGCUGAUGGGCGAAGACACUGACGCCCCCCGACGCUCAACCACCGCGGUUUCCUCCCCGACCACAAUUAUGUGACUGAAGGGCUGCUCCUGGCUAUAGCCUGAAGAGCUCGGCCCAUCCUGUCCACCCCUCUCCACCCUGGAGUCCUCCCCCAGGAUGUUGAGUCCCAUCCAGGUCCUGUGCUCCGACAUCACUACCCUUUCUCUGGAGCCCGAACCGUUUGCCUCUUACACUGAAGCUGAUAUCAUCUCCACUGUAGAGUUCAACCACACAGGAGAGCUCCUGGCCACAGGGGACAAAGGGGGCCGAGUGGUCAUCUUUCAGAGGGAACCUGAGAGCAAGACUGAGCCAUUCUCACAGGGAGAGUACAAUGUCUACAGCACCUUUCAGAGCCAUGAGCCCGAGUUUGACUACCUUAAGAGUCUGGAGAUCGAGGAGAAGAUCAAUAAGAUCCGAUGGCUGCCUCAGCAGAACGCCGCACACUUCCUCCUCUCCACCAAUGAUAAGACCAUUAAGUUGUGGAAGGUGAGUGAAAGAGACAAACGGCCAGAGGGAUACAACCUGAAGGAUGAGGAGGGUCGCAUCAAGGACAUGUCCACCGUCACCUCCCUACAGGUGCCGGUGUUGAGGCCGAUGGACCUGAUGGUGGAGGUGAGCCCACGGCGAGUGUUUGCCAACGCCCACACCUACCACGUCAACUCCAUCUCCGUCAACUCUGACUACGAGACCUACAUGUCAGCUGAUGACCUGAGGAUCAACCUCUGGCAUCUGGACAUCACCGACCGCAGCUUCAACAUUGUGGACAUCAAGCCAGCCAACAUGGAGGAUCUGACAGAGGUGAUCACAGCGGCUGAGUUUCACCCCCACCAUUGUAACUUGUUUGUCUAUAGCAGCAGCAAAGGCACCCUGCGCCUCUGUGACAUGAGAGAAGCAGCGCUGUGCGACAAACACUCCAAAUUGUUCGAGGAGCCCGAGGACCCCAGCGCCCGCUCCUUCUUCUCUGAGAUCAUCUCUUCGGUGUCGGACGUCAAGUUCAGCCACAGCGGCCGCUACCUGCUUACCAGAGACUACCUGACUGCCAAAGUCUGGGACCUCAACAUGGAGAGCAAGCCCCUGGAGACGUACCAGGUUCAUGAUUACCUCCGCAGCAAGUUGUGCUCCCUUUACGAAAACGACUGCAUCUUCGACAAGUUUGAGUGUGCCUGGAACGGCUCGGACAGUGUGAUCAUGACCGGAGCCUACAACAACUUUUUCCGCAUGUUCGACCGGAACACCAAACGCGACGUGACCCUGGAGGCGUCAAGAGAGAGCAGCAAACCCCGCGCUGUCCUGAAGCCGCGGAGGGUCUGUGCCGCCGGAGGAAAGCGCCGGAAGGACGACAUCAGCGUGGACAGCCUGGACUUCACCAAGAAGAUCCUCCAUACAGCCUGGCACCCGACUGAAAACAUCAUCGCCAUCGCCGCCACCAACAAUCUGUACAUCUUCCAGGACAAACUCAACUCUGAGAUGCAUUAAUGAACAGAUGUCAGCGGUGGACUCAAAUGAGUUUACACCUGAACACACAGCUAUGCCAGAAUGUACACAUUUAUGGACAUAACGCGCACAGGAAUAUGCCUAACACACCUCCCCGCACACACACACACACGUCAGAAAACAUACACACAUCUAGGUCUACUCUUUGACACACUCCCCUCACCUCCUCUUCAGCCUCCCAGAACUGAAAGGACCUAGAAAGGGCUAGAAAGGAACAGGCUGGAUUACGAAAUGGAUUAUGGAUUGCAAAAUUGUCUGAACUGUGGAUCUCUUGUUGAUUGUUAACCUCUGGAUUGUGCUGGUUGGUGAGUUGAUUGCUAUCAGCUUCUGAGGGGGGAUAACCCAACCCACCCUCAGACUGAAGAGAUGUUUACAUGUUUGUCUUUUUUGGUUCUUCAGGCUCUUUUGCUUUUUCCUCCUCCUCCUCUUCUCCUUUCUGUAUUUGUGUGCUCGAGCAAAGCCUAUUCUUAUCCCUUGCCUUCUGUUUGGUGUAACAAAAACCCUUCAUGGUUGUUUACUAGUGGCACUGAUGAAAAAUUGGGGCAUUUCUGUAAUUGGCUGCUUGUUUGAUUUCAGAUCAGCUACCCCACUUCCGUUUUUGUAACUUCUUGUUAAAUGAUUUUAAUGAUGGUAAUUAUGAUGACAGUGACAAUUUAAAAUGAUGUGUGAUGUGCAAGGAUGAACUCGGGACCCUCCCCUUAAGUGCACCCAGACGCCUCUGAGCUCAACUGGACUGUGUUCAGUGAGGUAAAACAUUUACAGUCCUGCAGAUAGAAGCAGAAGUUAAUAGGUUAUUACACCGUGGCCUAAAAUGAGGACACACUCUCAUAUGUGCUCCACACACUGUGUUUUAGUCAUUAAUGUUUUCUCUGCUGGAACAGGCCCUUCAACUUCUCAUAUUGUGGAUUCUGCUUCUGGUCUUGGGGCUGCGUCGUGUGCUACUUCGCCGUUCAAAACAAGUCAAAUCAACCAAAAAGAAAAAAAAGGAACUACAUAAUUUCAACAAUCAAGCAAAAAGAUGCUGCAUGUCAAACCAAUUUAGCCUAGGUGUUUAUAAAUUGACUGACUUGGCUGCCUUCUUAACCAUUUAGACCCAGCUGUACAAAGGCUUCAGGGGCCCCCGGGGGCCCUAUGCAGCACGAGUAACCAUAGAAGACCGAGCUCUCCUACCUUUAUUUGUGUCUUUGGACACUGAAGCAUGUUUACCAGUGUUCGGUUCAUACACUUACAUGUACAUUUUGAAUGAAGCCGUCCAAGAAUCAGUUUCUACUCAACUGAAACUGAGAACCAAGAAGUAUGGGGAAUGUUUCCAUUAAUGUUGUUCUCUAAAAGAAAAAAGGAAAAAAAAAUCAAAGGGCCUAAAUGGUGUCUGUAUAUAUCAAUUCUGUUGACAUGUAUGAGUUUGUUUUUUUUUAUCAUUCAUAAACGGACACGAUCUUCUGUAUUGAUGAUUGCUUCCAAAGCUACAUCAGAGAGAUGGUACUUCAAUCUCUUCAGCCUUCCUCACCGAUUUAUUUUUCUGAAGCAUUUAUUUUUAGAAAACACUUUUUGUUUUUUGUGGAAACAUCUGUCAAUUCUACUCCACGUCCCGACCAAACUAAUGUUGAUUCACAUAUUUUUGUGUUAAUGUAUGUUGAUGACAAAAUUGUAAAAUGGACAGUUAUAAAUAAUGUUAAUAUGUUUUUUUUUCUGAAUAAAGAUUUCAACGAAAUUGCA